This is a messenger RNA of Suillus subaureus, 378 nucleotides long. RefSeq lists its product as uncharacterized. NCBI's taxonomy places the organism in Eukaryota, Fungi, Basidiomycota, Agaricomycetes, Boletales, Suillaceae. The record is from RefSeq and is a predicted model, not a curated record. The transcript has 3 exons. The coding region runs from base 1 to 378 and encodes 125 amino acids.
AUGACCUCUUCACAGGUCAAGAAUUUCAUCAAGAAUUUCAAUCUGGGCAAAGUAUUUGCAGUUCAAUUGACUUGGAGGUGCCCUGCAAAGAAUGGAUGUAUACAAUACAGCUCAAUAACCACCCACCAUGAUGAUGAGUACACCAUUCCUGCAGACAUCCAAGUCUGUAUGCUCCCUGAUUCUCUGAGCAGGGAUCCAAGUCACAAAAUCUCCCUGAAUAUUUCCUCCACCACAUCCUCUUGGGGCAAUUCCUUUGCCCACAAAGCUUCUGACAUGGCUCAGACAUUUUUACCUUUAGUCCAGGGCAUUGCAGGUGUAGUUCCAUUUGCCAGUCCUCCAAUGAUGUUCCUUCAUUCAGAGACUAUCACAAAAAUGUAG